AAACAUUUAUUUGCAAUGAAAUUCGUUUUGGUCAUUUGUUUGCUGCUCUGUCUGGGAUUUAGUUGCACUGUCAAUUGCUUGGACUGUCCAGAGAAAUGUCCAGAUACUCAGGAACUUGUUUGGGCUCUUGGAGGACGCUGCUAUCUGUAUCUUAACAAGUGUGAAUACGAUAAGGAGAACUGCAAUCGGGAGACACCUCUGAAGAUUGUCACCAGGGAAGAGUGUCAACCUUAUUGCGCUUCUUUCUGUCCCGAAAGCUAUAAACCCGUCGAGGGAGAUCUUCGCUACUUUGGACAUGCUUGUGAAAAGAUUGCUCAUGUUUGCAGAACUGGCGAAUUAUUGAAGCUAUAA
Drosophila albomicans is the source of this 351-nucleotide messenger RNA. RefSeq lists its product as uncharacterized. Gene Ontology annotation, molecular function: protein binding. The coding region runs from base 16 to 351 and encodes 111 amino acids. The transcript is spliced from 3 exons. The record is from RefSeq and is a predicted model, not a curated record. Lineage: Eukaryota; Metazoa; Arthropoda; Insecta; Diptera; Drosophilidae.